AAUUAAAGAAGGAAGAAAGCCUAGUUGUACGCAGUUUGAAUCCAAGUCUGAAUCCAAAUCUGAAAAAAAAAAAAAACAUCAGUUAAUGAUUUUUUUAUUAGGGUUCAAAGUCUGAAUCCAAGUCUUGAUUGAAAUGGAAAUGGGAGAACCAAUAUAUAUAUAAACUAGCUAGUUAACGAAACCAACCUGAGUUGGGACUAAGAAAUUGUCAAACAACAUACACCACAUACUUUCAUGAUGAAAAUGGAAGUAAAAAUUGUUUCCAAAGAUAGAAUUAUACCAUCCUCCCCAACGCCCUCUCACCUCCGAAUUUUUAAGCUUUCCCUUUUGGAUCAGCUCAUACCUGCUCCCUUUGCUCCUAUUAUCCUGUAUUAUGACAAUUCUGAUCCUAGUUAUAAUACUCCUAACCUCAUAAAACCCUGCACUACUACCACUCACCUUGAUGAUGAUGAUGACGACGACAACGAAGACAAGGCCACAAUCAUGAAAAGGCUACAUGUGCUGAAGACAUCUUUGUCAGAGACCUUGACUGGGUUCUACCCACUUGCUGGGCAGAUCAAAGAUGACCUGUCCAUCGACUGCAACGACCAAGGAGCUCAUUACGUGGAAGCCCGAGUGAAGCACUCUACUCUGCGUGAAUUUCUCAACCGACCUGAUGACUUAAUUUUGCUACUGCAUCGAUUCCUCCCUUGUGAUCUUACAAAUAGUAAUACAGGUGCAAGUGUAACUAAUAUUCAAGUAAAUGUGUUUAAAUGUGGCGGCAUGGCCAUCGGCCUAUGCAUCUCCCACAAGAUCCUUGAUGGUGCUGGUUUGUGCACCUUUAUCAAGGCCUGGACUGCCACUGCUCGUUUGCGCAGCAGCCUCCCCCGCUCUGCAUUGUAUUCAAGAUCAUCUUCAUUAUCAUCCUCAUCGUCCUCGUUGACAUCCUCGGAUUCAGUUACAUUGUCAUCAUCAUCAGAUUCAGAUGAUAAUCAAACACCAAGAGCAGCUUCGAGAAUAAUUCACCCCACCAAACCCAAUUUAUCAGCUGCAACCUGUCUGUUCCCCACAAGCGAUGAAUUAUGGCUCAGAGAUUCAUCACUUCGGAUGUGGGGUUCCUUGUUCAUAAACGACGGCAAGUCCUCGUGCGUCACAAGAAGACUUGUGUUUGAGGGGUCAGCUAUAGCGGCCCUCAAGGGCAUGGUGGCAGCAGUGAAUAAUAAUUAUAAGGUGAAGCGGCCGACGCGUGUUGAGGUUGUUUCGGCUUUCAUAUGGCAAUGUGCCAUGGCUGCCUCCAAACAAAUACAUGGUUUCGGAAGGCCUUCACUCCUCACCCACGCAGUCAACCUCCGCUCAAGGAUCACAUCUCUGUUGGAUUUAGAUUUGGAGUACUCAAUUGGAAACCUCCUUUGGAUUGCGGCUGCUCGAUGCCAGACACCAAUAUUUACGCUAGAUGAUAAUGAUGCGGCAGCUGAUGGAUUGCAAUUGCAUGGGCUGGUGGAGGAGUUGAGGAAUGCAGUGUCAAAGAUUGAUGGUGAUUUUGUUAACAAAAUGCGAUCUGCAGGUGAGGAGGAGGAGGGGAAGUAUCACAUGCUGGAGUCUCUGGAGGAAUUAAGAUCGUCGCCGUCAUCAGAAUCAGAUUAUUAUGGGUUUAGCAGUUGGUGUAAUUUUGGGUUCUACGAAGGUGGUGAUUUCGGGUGGGGAAAACCUGUUUGGGUCAGCAGCGUUGGUUCGACUGGGAAUUCCGUCUUCUUGAAUUUUAUAAUUUUGGUUGACACCAAGUUGGGAGAUGGAAUAGAAGCAUGGGUCACUCUGGACCAACAUCACAUGGCUAUACUCCAAUGCAAUCCCCAACUCCGAAAAUUCGUUUCGUUGGACCCCACUCCUUUACUACUCCUUUGAUACUUGUUGUGUUC
Messenger RNA from Malus domestica (apple), 1895 nucleotides. RefSeq names its product limonoid 7-O-acetyltransferse-like. Lineage: Eukaryota; Viridiplantae; Streptophyta; Magnoliopsida; Rosales; Rosaceae. The record is from RefSeq and is a predicted model, not a curated record.